Molecule: messenger RNA, 5229 nt
Organism: Phialemonium atrogriseum
Lineage: Eukaryota; Fungi; Ascomycota; Sordariomycetes; Cephalothecales; Cephalothecaceae
Product: SepA/Bni1
Exons: 2
Coding region: 1-5229 (1742 amino acids)
Biological process (GO): barbed-end actin filament capping; mitotic actomyosin contractile ring assembly; actin filament bundle assembly
Cellular component (GO): cell division site; mating projection tip
Molecular function (GO): small GTPase binding; actin binding
Source: RefSeq, a predicted model, not a curated record
AUGUCUUCCUACGACAAGUCCAGGGCCUCCUCGGGCAGCAGGCCGUCCUUCUUCUCCCGAUCCAAGAACAAGUCCGACAAGCGAAACACGAGCGAUGACGGCAGGCACCUGGUCGCCGACUACGACACGGUCAGCUCCUUAUCAUCGCGCACCUCGCGCCACAACCGAGAGUCGUCCGUGAUAUCACUCGACCGCCCCAGCACCCCGGACUCGGGGUUUAACAUGAUGGCCGGCGUCAUGACCACCAUUCCCUACGAUAGCGUCUCUGCCGACCGGCGCUCACCAAUCCCCGUCGAUUACCUCCCGAAAGGUGACCAGAUGCCCGUCAGGCGCGAACUGCUCCCGCACCAACUAAACAAAGUCACCGGCGACUUCCACCAGUACCCGAACGUGGAUCCCUCUUCUGUCUACAAUCCUUCUGUCGGCCAUCUCUCCGGACCUCGGCCCCCGCCUGGCGCCGGGAAUAUUACCAUGGCGUCGACUGGACGUCAGACACAACUCCAGCAAUGGGGCCCCGGCAGGGAAAGCGGCGCGCCGGGCUCCCACAACUCCAGAUAUAACUCUUACACACCGUCCGCUGGGCGUAGCUCGGCAGACCAGUCGAGUAUCUUUUCAGGUAAUGGAGGUCCCUAUUAUGAACAGGCAGUGCCCAGUCGCUUAUCAAGAACAGCACUCCCCAGUGCCUCGUCCCAGUCGUCCUACUCGUCCCACCAGUCCCAGAGGGAUUCGCACCGCCUGACCAAGUUUCCAGGACCACAACAUUCAGGCUCAAGCUCACAGGAGGGCUUCUACUUCCCCAAACCUGACGACGACAACGUAAUCGAUCAGAUGUUCCAGGCACUGAUGCAGAAGCGAGGGUGGCACAACCUCCCGGAGCAGGCAAGGAGGCAGAUGAUGGCCUAUCCCGCCGUCAAGAAAUGGACUCUCAUCUAUCAGGACCGCUUGACGGAAUGGCAGGGCGAACAGAGGCGGAGGCAGACGGCCAAGAUCGGCCAGUAUUCGAACGUCGACAUUGCUCAGUACUCGGACGAGGAAGGGAGCCCCGAGUGGUAUGUCCGCAAAGUGAUGGGCAACGAGCUCGACGCCAAAGGUCUGGGCAGCCUGGAGGUCAACCUUAGGACCCAGCAGAUAGGCUGGGUGAAGCGGUUUAUCGAGUGCCAGGGUCAGGUCGCACUUACAAAUGUGCUGAUGAAAAUCAAUCGCAAGACCGCCCUCGGACCGGCGGGGCCUGACUCGGGCAAGGGAGAUAAGGCCCUGGACAAGGAGUACGAUAUCAUCAAGUGUCUGAAGGCGCUGAUGAACAACAAGUUCGGCGCUGACGAUGCCCUGACGCACCAGCAAGUCAUCGUGGCACUGGUCUCGUCCCUUAUCUCGCCGCGACUCACGACCCGCAAGCUGGUCAGCGAGGUUCUGACGUUCCUAUGCCACUGGGCCGACGGAGAUGGCCACCUCAGGGUCAUUCAGUCCAUGGACCUCGUCAAGAACCAGCAGAGCGAAAAUGGCCGGUUUGAUGCUUGGAUGCGCCUCGUCGAGGUCACCGUCGACGGCCGCGGGAAAAUGGGCAGUCUCGUCGGGGCGAGCGACGAGGUACGGAGCGGCGGCAUUGGCAUGGAGAACCUCCUGAUGGAAUACGCCGUCGCCACCCUCAUCCUCAUCAACAUGAUGGUCGAUGCCGCGGAGAAGGAUCUCCAGCUGCGAAUCCACAUCCGGGCGCAGUUCACUGCGUGCGGGAUCAAGCGAAUCCUGACCAAGAUGGAGGCCUUCCAGUACGACCUGAUAGACAAGCAGAUCGAGAAAUUCCGCACGAACGAGGCUAUUGACUACGAGGACGUGCUGGAGCGGGAGAAUAGCAGCAUCAAGGACAGCAUCGAAGGGGAUGUGAAGGAUCUAAGCGACCCCGUGCAGAUCGUGGACGCCAUCCAGCAACGGCUACAGGGCUCCAAGACGCAAGACUACUUCGUUUCUGCUCUCCAGCACCUCCUCCUGAUCAGAGACAACGACGGCGAGGAGCGACUCCGAAUGUUCCAGCUCGUGGACUCGAUGCUCAGCUACGUGGCCAUGGACCGGCGACUGCCGGACAUGGAUCUGAAACAGAGCCUCAACUUCACCGUGCAGAGCCUCCUGGACAAGCUGCACACCGACUCCGAGGCUCGCCAGGCUCAAGAUGAGGCUCUAGAGGCGCGGCAGAUAGCAGACGCCGCCAUGGCCGAGCGGGAUGAGAUGAGGGAGCGGCUGGCCCUUGGCGCGGACGGGUUGGUAGCGAAGCUCCAGAAGCAGUUGGACGAGCAGGCGAGGUUCAUCGAUGCCCAACGGAGGCAGGCCGAUGGGCUCAAAUCCGAGCUGGAGAGCCUGCAAACCGUCAGGAACAAGGAGGCGCAACGGUACGAGCUGGAGACGCGCGAGCUAUACCUCAUGCUCCGUGAUGCCCAAGACGUAGCUGCCGCCAACGCCGCCAAGGGUGGCUCGAAACUCGGAGACGACGACCCGGUGCGCAUGCAAGGAAUCCUCGACCGUGAUAGGCUCAUGGGACGGCUUCAGAUGCAGAUCGAGCGCCAGAAGACCCAGUUCAAGCUCGAAGGCCGAGUCUGGGGCGACGCUGCGGGCCCCUCGGACCGGUUGCGUGCGCUGCGAGAGGAGAUGGAUGGCUUUGCAGGGGCCGAGGGCACCCCUGGCCUGGGGGCACCCCCACGAGACCUUACCAACAGCAUGCUUGGUAGUGUUCGUCGGCAGACGAGGACACCGAGAAGGACCGUCAACUCACAGGGCGAGCGCAUCGAAGGCGGCGCAGAGGACGACGACACCUAUGAUGAAGGCAUUGUCUAUGAGAAGCCGCGCCUUGUCGAGAUCAAGAGACCGAUGGUAGACCCUAGGCAGGCCUCCGCCGGAAUGUUCAACGAGCUCGCAGGCAAGGUCAAGCGGUACGAUGGCAGCGAUUCCGAAGAGGGCGACGGCGUGACGACCGGUCCUUCACAUCCCAGCCUCGAGUCGCAGUCUCCCAUCACUCCGAGUGACAACGAACCACCAAAAAUCCAGGUCACGGCUACUCCAGCACCGCCGCCGCCUCCCCCCCCCAUGCCGGGCCAGUUGCCCGGUGCUCCUCCUCCGCCUCCGCCCCCGCCACCGCCUCCCAUGCCUGGAAUGCUCUCCCCUUCGUCCGCUGCAGGACCUCCGCCGCCACCCCCCCCUCCUCCCCCUCCGAUGCCCGGAACCCUCACCGGUGCUCCUCCGCCACCGCCGCCUCCUCCUCCCAUGCCUGGCGCGAAGGGCAUGCCACCCCCGCCGCCUCCUCCAAUGCCGGGCGCAGGGUCUAUGUCGGGCCGCUUCUUGUCUCAGCAGCCGGCAUUUACUUCAACCGCGUCGAUCGGCCUCCCCGUUGUCCGGCCCAAGAAGAAACUUAAGGCACUGCAUUGGGACAAGGUCGACUCUCCUCUGACUACGCAUUGGGCCGCCCAUGCCCCGUCCGCUGAGGAGAGGGAAGAGAAGUAUCUCGAACUCAGUCGCAAGGGUAUCCUGGACGAGGUUGAGAAGCUGUUUAUGGCCAAGGAGAUCAAGAAGCUUGGCCAAGCAGGCGGGAAGAAGGAUGACAAGAAGCAGAUCAUCUCUAACGAUCUGCGGAAAGCAUUCGAAAUCGCUCUUGCAAAGUUUUCUCAAUAUCCUGUUGACAGGGUUACGCAAAUGAUCAUCCACUGUGAGAAGGAAGUGCUCGACAACAUUGUUGUCAUGGACUUCUUGCAGAAGGACGAUCUAUGCAACAUCCCGGACAACGUAUCGAAACAGAUGGCUCCCUACAGCAAGGACUGGACGGGUCCGGAAGCGAACAAGGAGAACAGGGAACAGGACCCGGCCGAACUCACGAGGCAAGAUCAGAUCUACCUUCAAACCGCCUUCGAGCUCCACCAUUACUGGAAGAGCAGGAUGCGGGCCUUGGCACUGACCCGCAGCUUCGAGCCGGAAUACGAGGAGAUCACUGAGAAGAUCCGCCUAGUCGUCAGCAUCUCCGAGUCGUUGAGAGACUCGGUGUCGUUGAUGAACGUCCUGGGCCUCAUCUUGGACAUUGGCAACUACAUGAAUGAUGCGAACAAGCAGGCGCGCGGCUUCAAACUCUCGUCCCUGGCCCGCUUGGGAAUGGUCAAGGAUGAUAAGAAUGAAUCCACGCUGGCCGACCUCGUUGAGCGCAUCGUUCGAAACCAGUAUCCGGAGUGGGAGAACUUCACCGACGAUAUCACGGGUGUCCUCACCACACAGAAGAUCAACAUCGAGCAGCUGCAACAGGAUGCCAAGAGGUACAUUGACAAUGUCCGGAACGUGCAGAUGAGCCUCGACUCGGGCAACCUGUCGGAUCCCAAGAAGUUCCACCCGCAAGACCGAGUGUCCCAGGUGGUGCAGCGCUGCAUGAAGGACGCUCGCCGCAAGGCGGAGCAGAUGCAGCUGUACCUCGAGGAGAUGGUGAGGACCUACAACGACAUCAUGGUCUUCUACGGCGAAGACCCCACCGACGACAACGCCAGGAGAGACUUCUUCGCCAAGCUAGCGCUGUUUGUCAGCGAGUGGAAGAAGUCGCGCGAGAAGAACAUCCAGCUCGAGGAGACGCGUAAGCGCAACGAGGCCAGCAUGAAGCGCAAGCACGCGCAGCUCAAGAUGAUGAGCGCCGCGGGGAUCGAGGGCGCACCGGCAAGCCCGAUCAGCGCCGGCGCCAUGGAUAGCCUGCUCGAGAAGCUGCGCGCCGCCGCGCCGCAGGCGAGAGACCAGAGAGACAGGAGGAGGAGGGCGCGGCUCAAGGAUCGCCACCAGGUGCGCAUAGCCAGCGGCCAGAAGAUCCCCGAUCUCAACGAGAUCCCCGAGCUGGAGUCGGGCCUACAGAGCGCUAGGAGUGCGGGCAGCGGACUGAUGGACGAGGACGGGAACCCCAACCCGCUCAGCCCGGACCUACUCAGCCCGAAGGAGGCGGGAGAGGACGACGUCGCCGAGAGGGCGGCGAUGCUGCUGCAGGGGAUGCGGAGCGGCGUCGGCGACGGUGCGGACGACGCCGCCGACGCGGAGAAGAGGGAGAGCCUGCGGCGGUCGAGGCGUCAGACGGCCGACGAGGAGAGGCGGAUGAGGAGGCGCAGGCGGGAGAAGACGACGCCCAGCGGCGACGGGACGGGCAGAGACGACGCGAUGGCGGAUGCGGGAGAUGCGCUAACGCCUACGACCGAGGAAGCCCCGGGGGAUGAAAGGGAUGGCGAGUAA